This is a messenger RNA of Ostertagia ostertagi, 4290 nucleotides long. The record is from the annotation of a GenBank genome assembly. NCBI's taxonomy places the organism in Eukaryota, Metazoa, Nematoda, Chromadorea, Rhabditida, Trichostrongylidae.
AUGCCAUCAUUUUUCUGCAUUCCGUUAGCAUGUAAUCGACAAAUAGAUUCGCUCGAUCGUCGGCAGAACAACCUUCAGGCUGUACCUCAUGACAUUGAUCGCUAUCGGGGUCUUGAAGAGCUGCUGUUGGCAAUGAAUCACAUCAAGGAGUUGCCAAAGACUCUUUUUCGGCUUACGAAACUCCGUCUGCUGGAUUUGAGCGAUAAUGAUAUUUUCUGUGUUCCUCCCGAAAUCGCUUCAUUAUCCAACCUCGUAGAGCUGAACCUUAAUAUUUCCGACUUACCUGAGCAGUUGAAAGAGUGUAGGAUGCUCAUGAUAUUGGAUUUAAGUUCUAAUCCAAUCACAAGAUUGCCAGAGACAAUAGCCCACUGUGUUUCAUUGACUCACCUUGGUUUGAAUGAUGUGUCGUUAACUCAGCUACCAGCUGAUAUCGGACAACUGGUUAACCUUCGAUCACUAGAGGCCCGUGAUAAUCUUAUCCGAUCAUUGCCGACAAGUAUUACACUUUUGAAGAAUCUACAAGUAGUGGACCUCGGACAGAAUGAGCUCGAUCAGCUGCCAGCUGAAAUGGGUUGUCUCGAAUCGUUACGAGAAUUGUACAUUGAUUCCAAUGAUUUGGAAACCCUUCCUGAACAAAUUACGAAGUGUCGGCUUUUGGAGCAGCUUGACGCAAGCGAGAACCGCCUUUGCACUUUGCCUGAGGAAUUCGGGGACCUAUCGGAGUUGACUGACGUCAAUCUUUCGGACAAUGAAUUACAAACAAUUCCAAAUUCAAUAGGCCGCUUGAAGAAACUCACGAUUUUGAAGCUUGAAAAGAAUCACAUCCAUCAAUUGACUCAAUCAAUCGGGAGCUGCGAACAGUUGACGGAGCUUUUUCUCACCCAUAAUUUAUUACAAGAACUACCAUCAUCGAUUGGAAAUUUACGCAAUUUGAAAAACUUAAAUGUGGAUCAAAACAAGCUUUCUGCCAUACCGACAACGAUAGGCGGCUGCACAGCGCUAACGGUAUUGUCGUUGAGGGAAAAUGAAAUCACCGAAAUCCCCAUGGAUAUCGGGAAAUGUGAGAGGUUGACGGUGCUUGAUCUGUGCAAUAAUCGGCUAAGUCAUCUACCGUUCACGAUUAAUGUCUUGUUCAAAUUGCAAGCGCUCUGGCUGAGUGAGAACCAGUCACAAGCAAUGCUGAAACUUCAAGUUGAACGUGAUCCUCGUACUGGUGUGAAAGUGCUUUCGUGCUAUUUAUUACCGCAGCUCAGUGCUCACCCACAGAAUGGUAGUCAUGACAAUCUACGUCGUUUGUUUGAAGAUCGUUCUGGUCAAAAUCGAGCGUUUGUCGGUGGUCCCAAAGUGCACUUCCCUGAUCAAGAUGCGACGGUGGAUGACGAGAAGCUGCCGAUUGGACAGUUCGAGCGUCAUGAUACCCCACACCCGAAGCCACAAAAGCUCAAGAAGAGCAGCAUUGAUGGACAUGUUAUUCACCAUGAUGGACAGACUCCAAAUCAGCCAGUGACACUUGCUUUAACUAAGAAGCCAGGAAAUAGUAUCGACACCUCACCAACUACAGCUCCACAACCGGCUCCACGUUCUGCUCUGAAGUUCCAAAGUGUUCCACCGACAGAAUACGAGCCAGAACACAGCGCUUCUGUUCAGGAAUCGCAAAUAGUGGAUCGCGGACAGGCAAAGAAUGUUGCUUUCGCAAGCAACGUUCCGGAGGCACCGUCGUCGUGCCGGCUUAAACGUAUCAACACGCCUCAUUUCAAAGGAGUGCGCGGUUCGCUGCAAACCGCUCCUGAAAGAGAAAGACCGCCAGUACCUGCUCCAGUGAUUAGAGAGAAUGUGCCACGACGAAUUGCGAUUACACGGGAUGCAAACGGUCACCUGGGCCUGUCGAUAGCUGGUGGUUUAGGCAGCACACCUUUUAUUGAUGGUGACUGUUCGCUGUUUGUUUCGCGAGUGACACCGGACGGGCCCGCUCAUCUCGCUGGCCUUCGAGUGAACGACAAGCUAGUGAAAGUUAACGAUGUUGAUGUUUUGUGCGCUUCUCACGAUGAAGCGGUUCGUGCAAUGAAUGAACCAGGUGACGUCGUGGAGCUUACGAUCCUGAGGAAAGAGAAUCUCAAUUCUUCCUUCAUGAGGUCCCCUGACCAAUCUCUGGACGUUUCUUUUAUGACAGAUCCAGGCGAUUUGCCAAUGAAUAAUCGUGAAACACUCAGUGUAACAUUGAAACGGGAUUCAAUGGGUUCUCCUGGCUUUGCUGUAGCUUCUUCGCAUGGUGGACUCUCGGAUGGUUUGUUCAUAAGCUACAUUACACCUAACGGUCCAGCAGCAUGUCAAGGAAAACUUUCGGUUGGAGAUCGAGUGGUUUCGAUUAACGGAACUCGGCUGAAAGGAGUGCGCCAUGACCAAGCGGUUGCGUUAUUAACUGGUAACCCGCAUGAAGAUGUUUACAUAACAGUAAUGCGCGACCUCGUCCCACGUAUUUCGCCACAUCCUUUGCCGUCCACCCCUCUCAUCACCUCAUCUCCAACUGCUCAAUCACCUCAACCGGAAAAUCCAAAUAUCAUACCGAUCAGCAAGCCACCAACAACUCCAAUACCGUAUAACCCUGUUGCAGAUACCUUGUCAUGGGAUGGUACUACUGAAGAGGUGAUCUUAAUGAAAGACGGCAAAUCGCUGGGAUUGUCCAUCGUUGGUGGUUGCGACCAUUCCAGUCAUCCAUUCGGUGUCGAUCGUCCAGGAGUAUUCAUUAGUAAAAUCGCCCCAAAUUCACCAGCUGCAAGAAGCCAGCGCCUCCGAAUUGGUGACAGAAUUCUUGAAGUAAACGACCGAGAUAUCCGAAAAGCGCAACACAUUGAGGCUGUCGAGGCUUUGAAGCAAAGUGGUCCUCGAGUGGUGUUGUUAGUCACACACGAACCACAACCACCUGGCAUGCGAAUAAUCGAAGUAUCCCGUAAAGAUGGUCAAUCGUUAGGUAUCUCAAUUCAUGGCGGUGUUGGAAAGCCAGCUGCCAAUCCCGCCGAUGAGAGAGACGAGGGAAUAUUUGUCGAAAAGGUGGAGCCAUCGAGUGUGUGCCAUCGUGCUGGUCUCCAGGUUGGACAUCGACUGAUCGAGGUGAACGGAGACUCGUUGCUGGGCUGUGAUCAGUCCGAAGCAGCGGCGUUACUUCGAGCCUCGAAUGAUCUUCGAAUUCUCGUCUGUGAUGGAUACAAUGUGCCACAUAUUCCUCGGAUCGAUGAUAGAAGCAUAACAUCAACGCGAUCCACAUCGAACAACGCGCUAUCUGAUGAGAACAAGCUUGUGUCGACCACAUCGAUAUCGUCAAGUGUCGCUAAUACUUCUGUUCAAAAUGGUGAUCAUCAUCUAGAGGUUUCGUCUCGAUUCGAUGAACCACCACUGGCAUCGUCGAGUCCUUUGCCUACGGCUCCAGUUGCAUCUGCAGCUCCUGCUCCUGCUCCUGCCCCGAAACCCGUCCGAGUUCCGCCUGCUGUUGCCCCAAAGCCCACGUUGAGAAACUCUCAGUUACAAAACGUUCCACCGUUGCUUGAAACAGCAAAUCCGGAAAAGCUCACGUUUGCAUCGAAGCUGAAGAAUUUCGAAAGAGAGAUCGAGGUACAGAAGUUGGGAACAAAGCAAGCAUCUGCAAGCAAUCUACCAUUGCCUGCUAUGAAACCGUUGCUUAGCGAUAAUGACGCUCAAAAAUUAAAAGAAGAUGAAAGCCGGAGAAGACUAGCACCUUGUCGCGAAGCGAUUACACCGGAAGAAGGCGCUGACGGUUUUGAGAAGAUGCUCGACGACUGGUAUUGUUAUGGAACUGUUCCUCUUUCAAAAAUGGGAUAUCUGAUGUGUUUGGUUGCGGAUCCUGUAUGGUAUUGGUUCGAAUGUAUUUUUAGCGUGAAGUCGAGGGUCACCCACACAAGGAAAAUCGAAGAUCUGUCUGCUUCACCAAAUCUGAUUUCAAGUGAAGCACCUCUGAAUGAUGUUGAAAAACGAGCUAUGGAGCAGCAAAGGCGCAGUGAAUGGCGAGCAGCUCGUUUGAAAAGCCUUGAUCAAGAAAGGGCGGAAGCAGAUGCGAUCAUGGACCGACUACAGUUAAUCUCAUUACCCGUAAUUGCUGAAGAUGGAUGCGCUCCUCCGUCGGAGAGGAUACUCAAUAAUGACAUUUCUGUUGAACGAAGUGUCGUAGUGGAUGCAGUGACUGGCGAACGAACUGUUACACUAGUAGAAAAAAGUGUUACCAAACGGGAGAUUGAUGUCGCAAUCGCAGGUGGUGAGAUCGAUUUUGCAGAUAAAUGA